AUGGCCGCCCAAGGUUCUGAGACGAUCAACCUCGAGACACUGGACGUGCAGCAACUAAGCCAGGUCAAAAAACAGUUGGAGGAGGAGUUGGAGCACUUGACCUCAUCGUUUGCCCAGCUGCAUAGCGCUCAGGCUAAGUUCAGAGAGUGCCUACGUUGUGUUAAAGCUCGUCCUGGUUCCGAAGAGGCUGAGAGGUCGGUACUUGUUCCCCUCACAAACUCGCUUUACGUGCGCGGUGAGCUGUCCGACCCCAAGCACGUAAUUGUCGACGUUGGCACAGGGUUCUAUGUGGAGAAGGAUACCGAGUCGGCCGAACGCUUCUACGAUGCCAAGGUCCAACAGCUACAGAGCAACAUACAGGAUCUGGAAAUCAUUGUCCAGCGUAAAACAUCAAAUGUCCGAAGUGUUGAGGAUGCCAAAUAG
Messenger RNA from Colletotrichum chrysophilum, 423 nucleotides. RefSeq lists its product as uncharacterized. Gene Ontology annotation, cellular component: prefoldin complex; cytoplasm. Gene Ontology annotation, biological process: regulation of DNA-templated transcription; protein folding. The record is from RefSeq and is a predicted model, not a curated record. The transcript has 5 exons. Lineage: Eukaryota; Fungi; Ascomycota; Sordariomycetes; Glomerellales; Glomerellaceae. Bases 1 to 423 code for a protein of 140 amino acids.